Messenger RNA from Triticum aestivum (bread wheat), 2126 nucleotides. Its product is annotated as protein ALTERED PHOSPHATE STARVATION RESPONSE 1. Bases 1351 to 1794 code for a protein of 147 amino acids. NCBI's taxonomy places the organism in Eukaryota, Viridiplantae, Streptophyta, Magnoliopsida, Poales, Poaceae. The transcript has 2 exons. The record is from RefSeq and is a predicted model, not a curated record.
GCCUUUUUUCCUUUUUCAGUUCGUUUUGCCAUGGCAUCCUAAUUCCAACUAAUGAGGCGGUUUCAGCGAGAUUUUGUUACGAAGAGGACUUCCCCCCUCCGCCCUGUGUUGUUUAUCUAGACUAGAUUGUUGUAGUACCUUGAUUUUAGCAUUCAAUCCCUGUGACUAGUAAGUAGUGGAUAGUAGAAGAAUGUGUUCAUAAAUUCAGUGUAAGAAUAUCUACAGAAGAUUCAGAGCAAGAGAUGGUUCUUUCAUCAGAGUUUCCUCGUUAGAUGAAGAUUUUGUUUAUUUAGACUGCUGCAGCACCUUGAUAUUAGUUUGAGGGUAUCACAAUUCAAUCCUGUAACUAGUAGUGACUAGUGGAAGAAUGUGUGCACAAAUUCAUUGUAGGAAUGUGUACACGAAUAUUCAGUGUAAGAGUUUUAUUGCCAUUUUUUACCCCUCAAAUUUUGGUAGCCAGGAAUUAACGUGUGUACAGAAACAGAAUUUCCUGUCCAUCUGCUCUAUUGUUUAGCUGAUGAACUGGAGCGUCUGUUUGGAUUAAAUUGAUUUAUAGUGCAUGUGGUUUUGCUGUUCCAGUUUAGCUGUCCGCGCCCAUUGGGAUUCUGGGCAGAGCCACUUCUGAGAUGCAGAUGAAGAAGCUUCUACAUCUGUAACUCGACUAAUGCACCAAGUGUUUGAGAUGUGGCGUCAGACCGUCAGUAAUGUGUUCGUGUGCUCAUUGUUUAGGAUGGUGGUGGUAGACUGGUAGCUUUCCAUAUCGCAUAUACCACUUGUCCUUGCUUGGCAUCAUUUUAUUUUGAGAAUCAGUACUACUUGCCCAAUUUCCAGUAGCUUGUUUUAGAUGUUCGAGAGCUAAAUCAGUGAUUCUCUAAGUACUGAACUGAAUCUCGCAAAUGCUUUUGCCCAUCAUAUGCCUCUAUCUAGAAAAUUCAAGUCCCUUUCCGUUAUGCUAUUAUGCCUCCCCACAAAAUUCUUGGAUCCCUCUCUCUUGCUACUUAACAUGCUGUGCAAGUGUACAACUUAUAUGUGAAUACACUAGAAAAACAUGAUAUGCUUUAUUUGUUCUCGUAUAAAUCCAACAAAGUAGUAAAUGCACUUGUCUUACAUAUAUUAGACAGAGUGGGGUAACCUCUGCAAAUAAAUAGCAGGCAAUUUGCCUUCAGUAGCAAUGGUUCUGCAUAUAGAUACAAAAAAUGUUCGAUCUUUGCGUGUUAUUUUAUAACCUGUAAGACAGAAUUUCAUGUGCUGCUCUGUUCUCCGAAUAUUGGUAUACAACUGAUGUGAUCCUUCGUCGAAUAGUUUUAAACUUGUUCAGCUCAUUUGCCAUGGUAAAGAACUAAAGAUAGGAUGUUUCAUCGUCUUUCACUAAGUAAUCAUGAAAUGUCAGCUUUAUUUUACAGCUUUAAAGAUACAAAUCUUUGUGCUUCUUUGGUUGUAGAUAGGAAUAGUGCAUACAUGGCUUUGCAGAGUCAAUUUUGCCCUUUUAUCGUAUCAAAACUUACCACAUACUAUUAUGUGACGCUUCCGCUAACCGCACAAUCGAGUGGGCAGAACUACGAGGGGCUUAAGCAGGAGCAUGAUAAGAAGGUGGGGCUGCUGACGAAGCAGGAGGUGAGGGGUGUGGACUACCUCAAGAUGGAGAAGAACAUGAUGGAGAUGGAGAGCCUCGAGUCCAAGAUGCUGGUGGCCACCCAGUCCAUCGACACCACCACCUCCGAGAUCAUCAGGCUCAGAGAAUCAGAGCUAUUCCCUCAGCUACUUGAGCUGGUUGCUGGAGGUGAUCGAUGCUGACUAGCACGGCCCGGUGGCGCUGUGCUCUUCAACCACUCGGAGACGGAUUUUGCCGUGAAGCCUGGUUGCCAUGUCGCACAGAUGAUCGUCCAGGUGAUUUCGACACCGGAGGUCGCCGAGGUGUGAAGGACCUUGAUGCCACCGUUCGAGGGAGGGAGGAUUCGAGUCCACCGACGUCUGAACUCCGAGCCUAGGUAGAUACAUCUAGAGAAGUGGUCUGUUUAGGUUGGUGGUAGACCACUAGGGAAGGUUGUGUGUGUGUCUGAUGUUAAAUCGAAUCUUGAGAUGGUUCUAUGACAUGUUAAAUGGAAUAUUGAGAUGGUUCAGUGACA